Messenger RNA from Gracilinanus agilis (Agile Gracile Mouse Opossum), 1425 nucleotides. RefSeq names its product STEAP4 metalloreductase (gene STEAP4). NCBI's taxonomy places the organism in Eukaryota, Metazoa, Chordata, Mammalia, Didelphimorphia, Didelphidae. Gene Ontology annotation, molecular function: cupric reductase (NADH) activity; ferric-chelate reductase (NADPH) activity. Gene Ontology annotation, biological process: copper ion import. The transcript is spliced from 4 exons. Bases 1 to 1425 code for a protein of 474 amino acids. Gene Ontology annotation, cellular component: plasma membrane; endosome. The record is from RefSeq and is a predicted model, not a curated record.
AUGGAGAAAAACUCUUCCAAUGAGACUUCUCUCGCCAUGAACAGUAACUUUUCACCCAACCAAGACACAGUGUGUGUCUUUGGAACGGGAGACUUUGGAAGGUCAAUUGGCUACAGGAUGUUCCAGUGUGGCUACUCUGUGGUCUUUGGCAGCCGAAACCCUGAGAUGUCCAGUCUGCUCUCCAAAGGAAUGACCGUCUUGAGCUAUGCAGAAGCUGCCCAGAAGUCCGAUGUGAUCAUCAUAGCGAUCCACAGAGAACAUUAUGAGUUCCUUAAACAAUUAGCUGAGGAACUACAAGGAAAAAUAUUGGUGGACGUCAGCAACAACCUUAAAAUUAAUCAGUAUCCCGAAUCCAAUGCAGCGUAUCUCGCUCAAAUAGUGCCGAGUGCCACAAUUGUGAAAGCAUUUAACACAGUCUCAGCCUGGGCUCUCCAGUCGGGCGCCCUGGAUGCAAGCAGGCAGGUAUUUGUCUGUGGAGAUGAAAAAGAAUCUAAGCAGAGGGUGAUGGAUAUUGGCCGUAAGCUUGGGCUUAUUCCAGUGGAUCAAGGAACUCUCCUGGCAGCCAGGGAGAUUGAAAACUACCCCCUGCAGCUCUUUCCAAUGUGGAAAUUUCCUCUAUACCUCUCCGCUGCCUUAUGUAUUUUCUAUUUUGUUUACUGUGUGAUAAGAGAGAUCAUCUACCCCUAUGUUAAUGAAAAGAAAGACUUUUCAUUGUUCUUGGCCAUUUCUAUUCCAAAUCGUAUCUUCCCAGGGAUGGCUCUCAAUCUUCUUGCCCUGGUUUACCUCCCUGGGAUCUUAGCUGCCAUUUUGCAAUUGUACCGAGGUACCAAAUAUAGCCGUUUCCCAAAAUGGCUUGACCACUGGAUGCUUUGCAGAAAACAACUUGGACUUGUGGCACUGGCCUUCGCCUUCCUCCAUGUCCUGUACACACUGGUUUUACCCAUCCGCCAAUACGUGAGAUGGAAGUGGAACGGCAGAGUCAUUAAUCAGAUAAAAACCAACAAUACUGAACCUCUUAACACAACCUCUGCCUGGCUCAGUGACUCUUACCUAGCCCUUGGCAUCUUGGGAUUUUUCUUAUUUGUCCUUUUGGGGAUCACUUCCUUGCCAUCAGUCAGCAACACGGUCACCUGGAGGGAGUUUCGAUUUGUCCAGUCCAAACUCGGUUACUUGACAUUGGUCCUGUGUACAGCACAUACCCUCGUUUAUGGUGGAAACAGAUUUCUCAGCCCUUCAAUUCUCAGGUGGUAUCUCCCUUCUGUCUAUGUACUAAGUCUCAUCAUCCCUUGUACGGUGCUGGUCCUGAAGUUCAUCCUGAUAAUGCCGUGCUUUGAUCGGCCACUUACAGGGAUCCGGCAAGGCUGGGAAAGAAACUCCAAAGUCUCCUCAAAAGCCCAUUUAGAAAAUGGCAAAACUGAGGUGUGA